This is a messenger RNA of Pecten maximus, 4422 nucleotides long. Its product is annotated as fibrinogen-like protein 1. The record is from RefSeq and is a predicted model, not a curated record. The transcript has 2 exons. Lineage: Eukaryota; Metazoa; Mollusca; Bivalvia; Pectinida; Pectinidae. Bases 1 to 1419 code for a protein of 472 amino acids.
AUGUCGUUAUUUCUGGACAAAACAUUAUUGCAGUUUCGAAAUGAAAUUUACACAGAGAUGAGUUUAUGUCACAAAAACAGAACUUCCAGAGGUGGCAGACGGUCGGGGUCAAAGGUGAAAGAACGUGCUUUAAAUUCGGGGUAUUCUGGUUUUCGAAGGGAACUUAAUGAAAUGGAGAGACGUCUUGACCAUCUUACCACGGAUUAUGUCGGCUUAAAGAACAGGCUUGCAACAUCACCAGCUCCUCAAAGAGCUGGACAAAUGGGAUUUUCAAACAAUGGACAGACAGAACAAGUUUCACCGUCUGUUUUAGAAAACGGUGUAAAUGACUUGAAAGCAGAAUGGAUUCUUAUGAAACGGGAACUUAUAGAUCUAACUGCAGAAAAUUCUCACAUCAAACAUGCCCAGAACCGAAUCCAAAAGGAGGCGAUUUCUCUCAACAAAUCUAUGAAUUCUUUAGGGACAAAACUGAAAGUCCUAGAAGUGGGGAUAAAUACUGGACUACCGACUCUUAGGGACGCAGGAUUACAUGAUACUAGUAGCCUAGAGGAUGUUCACAGGAGAAUGGAGAUAGACAUUUCAAACCUUAACGAUGGUCUUCAAGACUUACGUACAUCUCUUAAGAAAGUUAAGGACGGCAUGAAUCUUCUAAGGAAUGAUAAUGUGAAUCUUAAAAGAAUGAUUGUAGACGCAUCCAAAGGCAAGAAGUUAAAUGGUGGCAAAACAAAUGUUGCUGAACUCAUGGAUCGUACUUUAGGAGCAAUCCCUACAGAUUGCCAUGACCUUAAGGAACUCGGAUAUGACGUCAGUGGGGUGUAUCAAAUCAAGCCAGAUACUGCUUCUCAUCAAGAUGACAUAUACUGUCAAUUCAUUAACAAUACUGCAUACACCCUGAUACAGCGCCGGACAGACGGACUUAUCAAUUUUAACCGCAGGUGGAUAGAGUAUAAAUAUGGCUUCGGGAAUCUGUACGACGAACACUGGAUUGGGAACGAAGUGAUUCACCGCCUGACGCUACAGCAGAACUAUAUUCUGCGGAUUGACAUGUGGGACUGGGAGGGUAAACAGGCCUUUGCAGAGUACGAAGGAUUUCGACUUGACGGACAGGACCGCGACUUUACCUUACAUGUAGGAGAUUAUUACGGGAACGCCGGAGACUCUUUGAGCUAUCAUAACGGUAUCAAAUUCAGCACAGAGGAUGUCGAUAAUGAUUUGAACAUGCGUAAUUGUGCGGCUGAAAACAAGGCAGGUUGGUGGUUUAAUACGUGUUAUCUAAGUAACCUUAACGGUAUAUACCGUACGGGAUGGUAUUCUCAUUCUCAGUCCUCCUUCAGUGACGGUAUUGUCUGGUACACCCUCAAGGAGUCGGAAGACUACUCACUCCGGAAGGUCGAAAUGAAGAUUCGAAGAGCAACAUGAACGAGCAACAAUUGAAUAGAAUAGUCUCGUCUAUAGCCCACUAGCGGCUUGAUUCCAAGGACGUGCUUGGUGAUUACAAAAUCAUUGUCUGCACAGCAAGACAUAACAACCAUUGUACCUAUCUACAGAGAAUGUUUUAUUGUAGAUAAAUGUUUGUUUAUCGAAGGGUUCACUUCCACAUGUACAUAUCUGACUUUUCUCCUUUUAUUUCCUUUGUUAUGACAAUGUAAUAAACGUAUGGUUUGUAUUUUAAGCGUUGGCACUAGGUAAGGACAUGUGUUGGCUUUGAAUUGGCGGCAUAUUUACUGUACAAUUGCAGUGAAAUAAUACCUUUUGACUGACAACUAAGUAGAAAUAAGAUAGUGACAAAUACUACACAGAUCGGUCUAGAUGGGCCUAUAUAAAAAAAUCGAUUGCGUUUAACACAGCUUACAUAGCAUUCUGAAACUUUGUAUGGCGAGUAAAAUCUUUCUUGCUACUUUUGUAAAGCAAUACUAGGAAGUUAUAUUGAACAUUAGAUUAUGAUAAUUUUAUGUAAAGCUUAAAUGCUUCAUUUUGUAAUUAUUACAUUCCAUUCACUUUUACAAUGAUAUCUCCUUAUAGUCAAACUAACAAUCGACCUGAUUAUCAUUCAAGCUCCACAAAGCUGCUGUAUUUAACUGGUUUGCCUUUCAUUGUCUCUCAUUGUUUAACACGUCAUUGACAUGUAUAACAUUCAUCCAACAAUUAUAUGUAAUACUACAUAUCAGUUUGCUUGUAAAUAUUUAUCAUGUUUGUAAAAUUUUAGUGUUCAGAUAUGACUGUUCGAGACACUGAUGUGCUAAAUAUUAUAUUCCCCGAAAUUGAUCUUCGUUCGUUCGCUGUAAGUUUGAUCUUUUCCCUUCUUUUUUUCUGCUCAUUCAUCUUACUUACACAAUGUGACAUAAGUAAUCUAGAUCUUUACGCCAAACGAUAAUAUUAACUAGUUCCAUACUUUUUCAGAACUCAGAAAUAUUUCGUCCAAAUGACACCAUAAGUCAGGACAAAAACAAGCACUAAAGGAAUGUGUUUUGUGUUUGAUUUGAACGACAUCUCCUAGAAUACUUUCUCUUAUACACUUGGCCUUAUAUUGCGGACAGACAGAAUAUUUAUCCCUUUGUGGUGUAGACAGAGAUAUUAUUACCAGAGGGUAAGCUUUUGUCAAAAAUCAACAAAAACAUUCAAAAAUUCUGUCUCUGUCUUCUCCGAGCAAAUUAGAUGACGCUAGUUGUAAUGGUGAAACGGAUGCAAUACGCCAUUAUUGAUGGUACAUAAUAUAUGUGAUCAACGUGAUGCGAUACUUUUUGUGAGUGAUGAUGGUUUCAGAACAAAAACGCAUGUGAACUCUCUUUACAGCGACAGGAAAAAGACAGAUCUAUUUAAAAAAAAAGAAACGAUUGGAACUUUGAAGUUUACGGAAAUUCUCACGUUCUUGUUAAAAGGGAGUAUGAUAACAAAUCGUUAUCAACUUCAUUGGCAACAUUAGUGUAAACUAUUGACCAAGAGGACUCUAGAUGUAGACAUUUAGAAAAAAAAUUCUGCAAUGCUGCUUGUGGUAUAGUAUUGAUCUCUGAACCAUAGAUCUCAAAAUCUAAGAUGAAGUGUGUCAGCCAUGUUAUUGUCGAAUGCAAAUAAAUCCCCCAGUGCUUUCUGAGAAAUUACAUCAACAGACGUUCACUCUUGAAAUCCAUGUCACUCUGUCUGCUGUGUACCUUAGUUAAGGAUCAGUCCCUACAUUCAAAAUACACAGGAACGACCACGAGGAGUUAGACAAAGGAUUAUUCUACAGACAAGUUUGUAUAAAGAUGAGUUAUCUCCCUUUAUCAGAAAAAACCAAAAUGAUACCAAAAUACUUUUAUCAAUAAAACAAUAAGCCUAUUUUGAUGAGUGAAAGAAAACUGAGAGUUUUAUUUUUUAUCAUUGUCUCAAAAAGUCACAGAAUAAUCGUACGUCUUGCUGAAAAGAACUGAUUGGUUUGUUUUUCGGAAUAUCUGUUGUUUACUGAAUGAAACGACUGUUUUAUGAGGAGACAGAAAAUUAUAUUCAGAACAUGUAUUUUCUUUUAUUUAAGACCAGUGUCGGUUCUAAACAGCACAACGAUGUUGUACGAUAAUGCCUGGCGGGAUUGCCUGGGUAAUUUGUUUCCUGACAAAAGACAGAAAAUGAAAUGACUAGGGUUACAUACAAAUUAGGAAGAUACCAUUGCUCUCUGUUAUCUCUACAGCUACACGCCAAUCCUAUGUUGUCAGUGUUUGACAUCGCGGAAUUACUAUUUAACGAUAAAACAAAUGAAUAUGUUUACGGGAUUAAAAUAAUUCCAUAUUUAACGCAUAAACUCCGCAUUGUUCAAAAGCCUGAUGCUAAAGAAUUAUGAAUCUCGAAUGCACUAUUUCUAUUAGGGAAUAUUUUCUCUCCAUUUGACUUCUUGACAUUUUGUAUUAUUGGGUAUUCCUUGAGGGGUAAUUCUAUUAUUUAAUGACAUUUUGUUCUGUCUGGAAAAUAGCACAGCGCACCGAAUUAAUGAAUUAUGAGUUGUGGGUAUUACAGAGUGUCUGGGGGUAAACCAUUAACGUGAUGUGGUGUAAUGCAUAAUUUACCUUACGAUCCCAUAGUGUUUAAUGUGUAUUGGUGUGUGAAUAAAACGGAGUAGAAUGAUCAUACAUCUUAGAAAUGUGAUUAAAAUACAGUUUUUGUUCAAAUGACUGAUAUUGUCUAAAUUGUCUUGCAAUAUUUACGAGACAUUUCAUUUAUUUUAUUGGAAACUAUUGUUAUGUAAAAACAUAUUAAGGCUCUACAAUGGAUUAGAACUACAUAUCAGUCGUAAUAUAUUUUGCACGUAGUUGUACAUAUAAAUAUGUUGGGGAACGAUAAAACCGAGAUCUUUCUUUUCAAAAUAGUUUUAACACUUUGCUUAUUUUCACAUUUUUCUUUGUCUCUGUAUGAAUAGUUACUGAUAUCUCUCUUCUGAAAUAAAAACCAUAGUUA